Messenger RNA from Leptosia nina, 657 nucleotides. Lineage: Eukaryota; Metazoa; Arthropoda; Insecta; Lepidoptera; Pieridae. The record is from the annotation of a GenBank genome assembly.
AUGUGGCACGAGGGUAUUCGGUCGAAGAAAACAUCUAGGUCCGCUUCUAUCAGAAUUUCUCCUAAUCACGUAAAAGGCACUCAUUGUGUCGGGCCGAAGCGCGACGCUCGGACGGCUUGGAAGCGCGAGAGGAGGUCCGUCAGUGCGCCGCGCCGACCACCGCCGUUUCAACUGGCUUCUAUUGUCGCUGAUAAGCAUCUCCGUUUACGUUCGUUGCGCGCCCUCGCCCGACGCAAAAAAGACAAGUCCUCGCAGGCGAGUCGCCGGCGGCGGCACGCUGCAGGACCGCUUCGAUACUUUUUAAACCAAAUGCAGAUGAUUGAUAUAGCCGGCGGCGUUUGUUAUUUUGCAAUCCUCGACGACGCUGCGAGAACUACGCUCUUCAAACAUUACAACUUCGAGAAUAAACCCCUCAAAGCUCAGGCGAGACCACCGCUCGGCGGAGGAUCGCAUCGGGAAGACUUCCGCGAGCUAUACAAUAAAUAUUCUAAAAUUAUAAGGUGCCAUUUACAAGUGCGGCAACGCGCUGCGAACGUUGCGUCGGUAGACUGGAGAUCAUUCGUUGAGCGGGAUGCGGGCGAAGGUGCGACGAGCGGGACGGCUCGGCCGCUGUCUGGAAGACGUCGAGUAGGCACUAAGGUGACGGACGAUUCUUAA